UGCAUCUGGCCCUGUUAUUUUCUGCAGGAUAUUAUACCUUUCAUUGACAAAUAUUGGGAAUGUUUAACGACUCGACAGCGACCUAGCAAGAUCACUUGGCCAAACAACAUUGUGAAGACCAUGACCAAAGAGCGGGAUGUGUUUCUGGUCAAGGAGAAUCCCGAUCCAGGCAGCAAGGAUCCUCAGGAAGACUACCCCAAGUUUGGCUUGCUCGACCAGGAUCUUUCUAAUAUCGGUCCAGCGUACGACACACAGAAGCAAGGUGGAUCCUUGACCCCAGGAAGCAAUCUUAAUGGUGGACCAACAUUUGCAGGGCGUCUCAGUGGUGCGACAUGCAAUGACGGGACUGGGGGUCGGGCCCGUGAUGCUACACAAGGUGGCACUGUCGGAGGAAGCGGGAAAGGAAGAGGAGCAAAGCGUAAACAGGAUGGAACCUCAGGAGGGACUGCCAAGCGAACCCGAAGUGACCCGUUGUUUGCUGCUCAGCGGCUGCCCCCACAUGGCUAUCCACUGGAGCAUCCGUUCAACAAAGAUGGUUAUCGGUAUAUCCUGGCUGAGCCUGAUCCACAUGCUCCAGACCCUGAGAAGUUGGAGCUCGACUGCUGGGCUGGUAAACCUAUCCCUGGAGACCUGUACAGGGCUUGUCUGUAUGAGAAGGUUCUUCUGGCACUGCAUGAUCGAGGUAUGUAUGGAGUAGGGCAGCGGGAGCGGCUCUGUGAGUCCAUAGCUGAAGGGCAUAGGUUUAAGGCAUUGAUUAAGUUCAAGAGUUACCUGUACUUUGAAGAGAAGGACUUUGUGGAUAAGGCUGAGAAGAGCCUGAAACCAGCAACAGGCAGUAAGAUGAUUUUUUUUAAGAAUGGAGAUAAUGAGGGAACUGCCUAUGAAGAUGUGUAUGCUGGGGUGUACCAUCCUGCAAUUUCUUUGUACAAGAACUGCACUGUGUCGAUCAAUUUCGGGCCAAACUUCAAGUAUCCUCCGAAAGACAUUCCGUUCAAACCGAUAAGUGACAUGGGCUGGUACGCUGUGGUGGAGCACACACUGGCAGAUAUUCUUUACCAUGCUGAAGGAGAGGUGGAUGGGCGGAGAAGCCCACCCUGGGAGCCCUAACUCCCUCCGAACAGAGAGAUCCCCCCAGCACUCCAGGGGCUGCUGAAGGAACUGUGUGCAGCGAAGUUUAACACAAAUGAUACUUGAACCACGAGCAGUCAUGAUAGGCUCGGACAAUCUUGGAGUCACCUCAGACUCAUUCCAUUGUACUUGGGUUUCGGUGAGUCGACCCAAUCCUGUCGCAAACCAACUCCAUACCCAGGUCAGUCAGAUGGUGCACAGUGCCAGGCAUUACAUGGGGCUCUACCCCCACCAACCACGUGAUUGCCAUUUGGAAAUGAUACAUUUGUGAAGCCGAAUCACUCCUGCAUUUCUCAGCAUCUUGACUCGAUAGCCAUGGCAUUUUUUGAACACAGAAGUUGUUGGUAUUCAGACCGCAAUGUUCACCAACUGCUGGGUAACAGGGCACUGGCAGCUCAGCUCAGUUCUGUAUCAGACCAAGCGAUUAUGUGAGGUGAUGCCACAUCCGAUCAAACAGGCUUCCACAGUGGCAGGUUCACAAUCAUAGGAAAAUGGCCUGGCAAACACCCAUCAGACAAAAACCGGGAGAUGGGCUGUCCAGAGCCUUGUAUUUUCAUGUCUUUAUCCUGUAAUAAAAGCUGGAAAUAA
This is a messenger RNA of Chiloscyllium plagiosum (whitespotted bambooshark), 1716 nucleotides long. The record is from RefSeq and is a predicted model, not a curated record. NCBI's taxonomy places the organism in Eukaryota, Metazoa, Chordata, Chondrichthyes, Orectolobiformes, Hemiscylliidae.